AUGCCACGCACGCGAUUCGACGUUCGUGAAGAUCCAGUGCGCCGAGAAAUGCGACAAAGGCGCUUUGAGCAAGAGCAGGUAGCCUUUGAGCGCGAGCAACAGGCAGAUAUGGAUUCGGCUAUAGCGACGACAAGCUUGGCUGGCCGGCUCGGAGCGCCUUCUUCCUCGACAGCGUCGCCGGUAGCACACCACAUACGCACGCCAAUGAGCAGUUAUGCUAACGAUACAGGAGCGGAGCCUGAUCCCAAUGUGAUUGACUGGGAUGCACAUACAGUGGUCGGCACGUCUACCAAGCUAGAGAAACCAUACCUGCGAUUGACAUCUGCACCUGAUCCCAAGACGGUGCGGCCACUUACGACACUGCGCAAGGCGUUCGAAUUUCUCACACGGAAAUGGGACACAGAGCGAAAUUACGCAUACAUUUGCGACCAGUUCAAGAGCAUGCGACAGGAUUUGACCGUGCAGCGGAUCAAAAACGAGUUCACUGUGCAAGUGUACGAAACGCAUGCACGGAUCGCCUUGGAAAUGGGCGACUUGGGCGAGUACAACCAAUGCCAGUCACAACUGCGCUCGCUGUAUUCUUACGACCUACCGGGCUCUCACCUCGAGUUUCUCGCGUACCGGAUUCUGUAUUUGCUCCAUACACGACAGCAACGCGAUGUGAACACGCUCAUGUCCGAGCUCGAUUCCGCUGCGAAGACUGCGCCUGCCGUUGCGCAUGCACUCGAGGUGCGGGCGGCAAUGCGGUGUGGGAACUAUCAUCGCUUCUUUGCCUUGUACCAUGAUGCCCCGAACAUGAAUGCCUAUAUUAUGGAUCACUUUGUGGAUCGAGAACGCGUGCAAGCGUUGCUGAUCCUUGCGCGUGCACUACGUCCAUCGUGCACGCUGCAAUUCCUUGCGUCCGAACUUGGGUGGGCCCAUGUCAAGGAUGCACAUUUGUUCCUUUCUUCGCUCGGUGCCGCUACCUACAUGGAUGGCGAGACAGAUGAUCCACGUGAUGACUCGUUGUGGGAUACCAAGAGUGCUAAUGAACCGCUUCUGCGUGCAAGUGAGAGGUUCCGGAAAGUCGAUGUAUGUAUGGAGCGUGUGUCUUGUGUUUAUGAGACUAACGAGCAAUUCCAGAUCAAAGGUCAAUUGUAG
Messenger RNA from Malassezia globosa CBS 7966, 1140 nucleotides. RefSeq lists its product as uncharacterized. The transcript has a single exon. Lineage: Eukaryota; Fungi; Basidiomycota; Malasseziomycetes; Malasseziales; Malasseziaceae. The coding region runs from base 1 to 1140 and encodes 379 amino acids. The record is from RefSeq and is a predicted model, not a curated record. Gene Ontology annotation, cellular component: nucleus.